AUGUCAUUAAAUAUAUCUUUAUAUACCGUAUCUGCUGUUCUAAUAUUAGACAAUGAGGGUAAUAGAUUAUUUGCAAAAUACUACAAAUCGUCAUUAGGUGAAGACUCAACUAAUUUAUCAAGCAAGUUUCCUCAUCAAUUUGACACUCAACAACAACAACUUAGUUUUGAAAAGUCAUUGUUCUCUAAAACUUACAAAGUGAAUCAGGAUAUAUUAUUGUACGAUAAUCACUUGAUUGCAUACAAGCAAACCAAUGAUCUUUUGUUGUAUUUGGUUGCACCAUUAAAUGAAAAUGAAAGUUUGAUCUAUUCAACCAUGAAUAAUCUAUUUGAGGCAUUGACUAUAUUAUUGGAUAAUACCGUUGAUAAACAAACAAUUUUAGACAAGUACGAUAUGGUCAGCUUGGCAAUUGACGAAACUAUAGAUGACGGAAUAAUCAUUGAAUACGAUCCUGCAACUAUCGUGAGCAGAGUCACUAACCCACCAUCUGCAGUUUAUGAGAACGUGAAUUUGAAGAAUAUAGAUAUUAGUGAAAAGGGAUUGUUCAAUGCUUUGUCGUUUGCUUCUAAGAAAUUGGGUGAGAGAUUGCAACAAGGAUUGUAA
Messenger RNA from Candida dubliniensis CD36, 603 nucleotides. RefSeq names its product coatomer subunit zeta. The record is from RefSeq and is a predicted model, not a curated record. Bases 1 to 603 code for a protein of 200 amino acids. Lineage: Eukaryota; Fungi; Ascomycota; Pichiomycetes; Serinales; Debaryomycetaceae. The transcript has a single exon. Gene Ontology annotation, biological process: retrograde vesicle-mediated transport, Golgi to endoplasmic reticulum; intra-Golgi vesicle-mediated transport; intracellular protein transport. Gene Ontology annotation, cellular component: COPI vesicle coat.